Molecule: messenger RNA, 4244 nt
Organism: Epinephelus moara (kelp grouper)
Lineage: Eukaryota; Metazoa; Chordata; Actinopteri; Perciformes; Serranidae
Gene: rflna
Product: refilin A
Exons: 4
Coding region: 390-1052 (220 amino acids)
Biological process (GO): actin filament bundle organization; negative regulation of chondrocyte development; negative regulation of bone mineralization involved in bone maturation
Cellular component (GO): actin filament bundle
Molecular function (GO): filamin binding
Source: RefSeq, a predicted model, not a curated record
UGGAGAGCGCGCACACACACGGACACACACCAACACAGAGAGUCAGAGCAGAGCAGAGGAGCUCUCAUCCUGAUCGGUGCCAGACGCACGGUCGACUUUUUGUUUUUGCGCGAGUUUAACUACAGUUUUGUUUAGUUUUUUGAAUUAAGGGUAGUUCAUAAUUCAGUUUGGUGUCAGGUUUGAUUUGUGUCAAAGUUGUGGCUGGUUUUUCACGGCUAUUUGGAAUAUAUUUAAAUAUAUAAGGUGGAUACUUCACGACGCGCAGAAGUCAUCUUGAAAAAGUUCGUCCAGGAUUGUUUCUUUUUGACGCAGGAGCGCGCAGCAGCUCGGAGCGCUACAACUUGUCGGCGAGAUUUUGGGGUGUUUUUUUGACUUGAGUGGUCCCAGAAAUGGUGGGGCACCUACAUUUACAAGCGAUGGAUGAUAGCCUGAAAGGAAAGAACCGGGAAGGGCUGCUCGACAGUCCGGAUUCGGGGUUGCCCCCCAGCCCCAGUCCGCCCUUCUGCUCACUCUCUCCGGGUCUGAUCGAGUCGCGCUCCGGCAGCUGCACGACGCCCGUCGAAAGCCAUCAUGGAUACUAUAAAAAGGAAAGCAGAGAAGGCAAACUGCUGCCCUACCUGCUGCUUAACUCCACGGGCACAGACCCAAAGACUCGCAUGUACCCUGUGUUCUUUGGGGAAAGCAUCGAGGUCAACCCCAAACCAGAGCAGGAAAUCAAGUGCAACUCUGAGGUCAAGUACGACUCCGACAAGCAUUACAGAGACCGGGUGUACUGCGCCCCCGUCCCAACAGCCACCUCCUUCAGCGAGACAGUAGUGGCAGUGCGGAACUGCACUUGGAGGAGCUACAAGUCCCAGGUGUACCUGGAGCCGCGGCAGAAGCCAAUCAGCUACCAGAGCACCACCAUCAUCUACCCGAAGCACGCCAAGAACACUUACCGCACCACGCUCAACUACAACGCCACAGGCUCCCGCCGCUGGUUUGUCUCCACGGUGCAGCUGGAAUCGAGCGAGGACACUAGUCCCUGUAUCAUCUACACAGAGGACCUGUAGGGCCCAGACGGCACUGGGAGAGGGCUACCUGGUGAUCAUCACGUUUGUUUUGGAGGACGAGGAACUUGGGAAGGCCCGUAUCAAAAGGGAAAUACUUCAAGUAAUACCCGGAGCCCCUAAAUACCCUACUCUGUUCAUCUAUACUCGCUAUGGAGGAAACUCUGGGAACCCUUUAGUGACGUUUCACCUGAGUGUAUUUAGACUUUCUACUGAUGCAGUCUUUAAAAAGGGAGUCUGUCCUCCGGCAGUUUAAAGCUGCACUUCAAUGGUUAAUGUCUUAUUUAAUACAAGAGCUGACAAAUUGGUGGCCUUUGCUCUCUUUUCAGGUUGGAUUGUAACCUCAGUGAAGGUAACAGACUGUAAACGUCUGUGCAUGUAGAGAAAAGUUGAGAAGACGUGGUGGAUUUCAGCCGAGCCUGCGCAAACCCAGUCACACCAAUGCAAAGCUUUCUAAUAUGGCUUUAUUGCACUUGUUUUCUAUAUAUCACAGUCCUCCCAGCGGACUUGGCAUUGCAGGGGGGUAUGUCAGUACAGCAUAUAAAACAAAAUUGGACCAAAGAUAGUUUGAGCAGUUUAUAUCUUUGUAAUAACCCCGCACUCUGAGACAGAGCACUUGAUUUUGUUUUACAGUUUUAAUUAACACACAAACAGCAGCCUGUCUAGUUUGAUCAAGCAUUUAAUUAAACCCUCUACACUCUGCAAGGUGUCCUGUUUAUUCAGCUGAGUGUUCUGCAGAAUUAAGACUAAUGAAUAGAAGGAUCACAGCACAAUAACAGCAGAUUGCCAGGAGAAUAAUUUUAAAAAGGGAGAUAUUUAAAGCCUCUGAAAACUUGGGUUUCAAAUCUUAAAUUGUCUGUAACAUUCAGUAUUCAACAAUACUGGAUCACCGCAGUUAUGGUUUUUACCUUAUGUUAAACCUCUGUUAAGACUUAAUUUGAAUACUCUGGUUGAGAUUAUAAAUGAGGGUGUUUUGGUAAACAGGUUCUUUUUAGCUUGUUUGGCUGCAGAGCAACAAUCAAUGAAGUUGGGAGGGGGACAUCCAUUAUUUAUUAAGAGCUGAACACUUAAAAACUCAGUUAAUCUGCUUCAUCUGGACCACAUCAUCUGUUGUUAAAAGAUGAUUGAGAACAGACAUGUUUUCAGGGCCUUUGAGCACGGUGGGUAUUGGUUUGCUUUUUUUAAUCAGUGUUUGUUUUGAACCCGCUUUGGUGUCAGAUGGUGCAGCUGCUCACACAAGUGCCAAAAAGAAAUAGCCUAAACAAUCAGGGGGAAGCGGAAGUCGUGGCGUUCAGUCGUCUACUUCUCUGUGAGAGUCAAACAUAAAAACAAGAAGUAUUUCCAACUGCGAUUGUCUGGAUGGUUUGUGCUACAAGGAUUAUUGUUUCAAAUGCCUCUCAAAAUGAGGCUAACACUGUUCUGGAUUAGGCACCAGCUAUUCGUAAAUACAUCACCAAGUUUGUGCAUGAAGUAGGCUAACUAGUUGAUAGUUUCAAACUUGAGAUAUAGCCUACUAAAUCAUGUUGCACUAUUAAUACUUAAGAACUGUCUGCAGCUUCAUCCAAAAGAAUCCAAAGUUGCUGAAGCAUCACAAAAUUAUAGUUUUAGUGGGAUGAUAUAUUAAAUGUAACUAAUCAUUUCUAAAUGUAGGUAAGAAUUUGUUUUGUUUAUGCUAACCUAGCUAAUGUGAUCUGGUCAUUUAUUCUGAUAUUAUAGUCAUGUUUUUUUUAGACAUUUCAGUGGUAUUAUUACCUCUUCUCUCCAUUCUAUGAAUCAAUAACUUUUUUAAAAAUAGUUAAAAAAAAAAAAAACAGUUCAAAAUUAGUUCAUAGGUGGUAGCUUAAACUCAAAGUACUUUGGUGAUAUUUUAAUUCCAUUCGACAUAAGGUGCAUAUUAAUUUGGACUCGUCAACUGAGCCGUCUGGGAGUUUGUCUUGGUGUCGUUAUUCCCUACUCCUUGGUAGAAAGCUGCUGCAGUGGCUUGACUAGGGUGCAUCAAAGAAACAAAAUGGCGGCACACCAUGAAAAAAAAUAACGCAUUAUGUUCGGACAUUAAUCACAUUGGGUCAAAUGGGUCUAAAUGGGUCGUAUAGCCUAUAAGCAAGCUAACGUGAGCUUUGUCAGUUGGUUGUGUUAGCUAACGUUACGUACAGUAACUAACAGUUACAGCUGGAAGUUACACAUAAUAACCAGUUUCUCUAUGAGAACUACUUUGUGUGAUGCAUAAACUUUAAAUUUAGUGAUGUGUUAAUCUCCUAUAAACACUAAACUCAACACUAAACACUAAACACUAAACACGACAAGGCUUGAAUUUACGAAUAGCUGGUGCAGCAGAGUGUUCCAUGUUGUUUUCAGAUAUUAACACACUGUCAUGGGCAGUUUCUGAACCGUUAGCUCAAAACCAUCAACCCCCUCUGUAAUCAGUAACACGUAAAAAGUGAAGCAGAUUUCCCCGUUGAAGAUGUAAAAUAGAUUUUUAUUGAGCGUUUUUAUAACUUCUUUCUGUGUCUGUCGUAUACAGUAUAUAUAUAUAUAUUUAGAUAACUGAACAUGGCAAAUAUUGAAACUUCAGACUUUACCUCAGAUCUUCAUGGGUAUCAGUUUUACUUCAUUGGAAAUGUGUAUUCCCAAUUUUCAGUUGAGGUGUUGAACUUGCGGUCUUGUUAUUUUUUAUAGUUUGAAAUACCCUCCAGAUUAGUGUAAGGGUAGGAGGUACGUGGAGAGCACAAGAGGUGGUGCAACAGUACUGUAAGAUGGGUACUGGGUUUUAAUGAGGGAAUAGUAAGUGGUAGAACAAGGGGAGAAAUGUCAGAUCGGCUCUUUAAAAAGAAACAUUGAUGAGGUCGGGAAAUUGUUUUGAAGAUGGCUUUUUAUACUGAACAGUAAAGUUCUUGGCAAGAUGAUGGAGAGUUCUGCUAUGUGUAGGUGGUCUGUGAAAUGUCAGAGAAUGAUGAGAGAAAGUUGGUGGGUGUCAAGUUAAAUACGUUGGUGGUUUUAUGUGAGAUGCUUUUGUGUUUCCUAACACUUGAUUUUGUUACUGUAAAAUAUUUUCCUGUUGUAUAUGUGGCAUCAAGGCACUUCAUAAUUCUCUUUAUAUUUUUGUACGUCAAUCAUAGUUCUUGUUCUGAUCAAAGAAAAUAAUUUAAAAAGAUGUAUAUCCUAAAUGAAUAAAAAGAAGCAAUUCCCAAACCCUAA